ACCCAAUACAACAAGAAUCUAAAAUGCCCCGUCUUAAUAAACAUCCACGGCGGAGCCUUCAUGCUUGGCAACUCACGUAUGGUCUCCAUCCCCCAAAUCGAGGACUGUCUAUCCCGGGGCUGGAUCGUCGUGGUCCCCAACCACCGUCUCUGUCCCGGGGUGAAUAUCCUCGAAGGCCCGAUAGAGGAUUGUCGAGAUCUCUUGGCGUGGGUGUAUGAUGGCAGUCUGGAAGGACUUUUACGCGGUCAGGGGGUUGAAACGUUGAGAGUCGAUACAGAGAGGGUUAUGGCAUUCGGGACGAGUAGUGGAGGGUUUUUGGCGCUGAGUUUGGGCUACGACGUCCCCAAGCCACCAAAAGCAAUUCUUGAUUUCUACGGUGCAGUCCAUUUCACGCAUCCCUUCUGGACCGCGCCCCUCCCUCACGUGGCUGAGAAGUUGCCCCCAGGUCUGUCCCCGGAGUUCAUGGACAGAGUUUACGAGGAGGAUCCAGUCCCCACGGAUAGCUCUAUCUCGCUCGAGGGCCAGACGGAGUCUGGGCGGGCUAAGGGGCCGGAUUUUUCGCGGCCGCGGGAUGCAUUUGCGUUUAUGCAGAUUGCGAAUGGGCGGGUGUUGAGCGCCUGUUUCCCUGGGCGGGAUGUGAGGGAGAUUGAUCCUGUGUGCUGCGUUCGGGAGGGGUUUCCUGCUACGUGUGUUGUGCAUGGACUUGAGGAUCGGAUGGUUCCGAUUUGUUUGAGUAGGGAGUUGGUGAGAGUUCUUGAGGAGAAGGGGGUGGAGUGUGAAAUGGUGGAGGUUCCGGGGGAGGAUCAUACGUUUGCGAUGGGAAUGGAGGUUGGGUCAAGGACUUGGGAGAUACAGAGAAAGGGAUUUGAUUUCUUGGAGAGGAUUAUUGGUCGAGAGUAAAUUCUUAUUGGGGUAGAGGAAAUGAGAUGCUGUAUUGUAUUGGUGAUGUUCUGGCCUGCCAGUUGCAUACACCGGAAUAUUAGGACUAUUGAGUGUCGAGGUCACCAGCCUGGAAAUCAAAAACUCCAUCCAUGCAAACUCGUAUACCCAGUAUACUCCCAUUACAUCUCAAUGCUGAACCGCUGAACCCAAAUAAUGAAUCGCUGAUCACUGUCGUAGUUCGUCGUGUCUCAUGGCC
Messenger RNA from Aspergillus pseudonomiae, 1138 nucleotides. RefSeq lists its product as uncharacterized. Gene Ontology annotation, biological process: proteolysis. The record is from RefSeq and is a predicted model, not a curated record. Gene Ontology annotation, molecular function: serine-type peptidase activity. The transcript is spliced from 3 exons. Bases 61 to 900 code for a protein of 279 amino acids. Lineage: Eukaryota; Fungi; Ascomycota; Eurotiomycetes; Eurotiales; Aspergillaceae.